UCUAUAUAUAUUGUAGGUUUCAGUGGAUACCUGGUUGAUCCCUUCUCUCUAUUGUCUGGGAAGAAAGAAGUGAUCAUGGCUCCUUGGCCUGAGUUGGAAAACUCUCAAACCAAUAACUAUACUGAAGACUCCUCCAAACAAGACAAGGCCAUGUCUGAAAAAGGUGGAGAAAAUCACAAAGACCAUGUGGGUUCACUUCGAAGUAAAGGUGGACUUCAGCCUGCACAUUCCAACAUUGCCUUGAUAGAUGAGCCAGGGCAAGAAGAAGACCCUUGGAGUAUGCCAGUGCUUCAGGACACUGGGGUCAAGUGGUCAGACAUGGAUAACAAAGGAAAAAUCAUCAGUGUGCUCACAGGGAUAGCAAAAUUUAUUGCCUUGCUUGGACUACUCUACUUCUUUGUGUGUUCCUUGGAUAUACUGAGCUCUGCCUUCCAGUUGGUAGGAGGUAAAGCAGCAGGGGACAUUUUUCGAGAUGGUUCUGUGCUGUCAAAUCCUGUUGCUGGUUUGGUGAUUGGAGUUUUGGUGACAGUCAUGGUGCAGAGCUCUAGCACUUCCUCAUCCAUUAUAGUCAGCAUGGUGUCUUCUACAUUGCUGAGUGUAAAGGCUGCUAUUCCUAUCAUAAUGGGGGCAAAUAUUGGUACCUCAGUCACAAACACAAUUGUGGCGCUCAUGCAAGCUGGAGACAGGAAUGAAUUUAGAAGGGCCUUUGCUGGAGCUACAGUCCAUGAUUUCUUUAACUGGCUCUCAGUGUUCGUGUUGUUGCCCCUUGAAGUAGUGUCUGGUUAUCUUUAUCGUCUUACUAAUGUUAUAGUUGAUUCCUUUAAUCUCGAGAGUGGUGAAGAUGCCCCUGAGCUGCUAAAAGUCAUCACAGAUCCUUUUACAAAGCUUAUCAUCCAGCUUGAUAAGUCAGUAAUAAAUGCAAUUGCUACAAAUGAGGAAGGAGCAAAAAACAAAUCCCUGGUAAAGACUUGGUGCAAAACUAAAACAAAUGUGACAAUGCAGAAUGUCACCAUUCCGGCCUCAGAAAACUGCACAUCCCCUGACCUUUGCUGGACUGAUGGAAACUUGACAUGGACCAUCAAAAAUGUGUCUCUCACAGAAAAUAUUCAAAAAUGCCAGCAUCUCUUUGUAGGAACAAAUCUUGCUGAUCUUGCUGUCGGUCUCAUCCUGCUUGCAGGGUCUUUGAUAAUUUUGUGCACCUGUUUGGUGCUGAUAGUUAAGUUACUGAAUUCUGUGCUUAAAGGACAAGUGGCCUCCGUUAUCAAGAAGACACUCAAUACCGAUUUCCCAUAUCCUUUUUCUUGGGUAACCGGAUACCUGGCAAUGCUUGUUGGAGCUGGUAUGACGUUCAUUGUUCAAAGCAGUUCUGUUUUCACAUCUGCUAUUACGCCACUCGUUGGUAUUGGUGUUAUAAGCAUUGAGCGCGCUUACCCACUUACGUUAGGGUCUAACAUUGGUACGACCACGACUGCUAUACUGGCCGCUUUAGCAAGUCCAGGCAGUACAUUAAGAUAUUCAUUACAGAUUGCUUUGUGUCACUUUUUUUUCAAUAUUUCUGGGAUUAUUCUGUGGUACCCAAUACCUUUCACCCGGGUACCAAUCCGCCUCGCAAAGAGCUUGGGGAACAUAACAGCCAAGUACAGAUGGUUUGCUAUUUUUUAUCUGAUCCUCUGCUUCCUCCUGAUCCCGUUGGCUGUGUUUGGUUUGUCGGUAGCUGGCUGGCAGGUCCUUCUGGGCGUUUGUGGUCCCAUCCUACUUGCUUUGAUUACAGUGAUUGUGAUUAAUGUUCUGCAGUCCAAACGGCCAAAUAUACUGCCUACAAAGCUCCAAAACUGGGAUUUCCUUCCCAGGUGGAUGCACUCCUUGAAGCCAUGGGAUAAUGUGAUAACUUCUGCACUCUCCUUCUGUGGGAGAUACUGCUUCUGCAACAAGUGCUGCAAAUGCUGCAAAGGCAACACGGAAGAUGAGCUGGCCAAAGACAAGCAGGAAAAGGCUAUGGCAGUUUAUGAUAACACGGUUGAAUUGGCUGAUGAAGAAAAUUGUGUUACAAAGACACAACCAGCAGCUGGUGGUGAGAAAACCUACUCAGACAACACAGCCUUCUAGGAGGGGAUCAAUCUAUAAUAGCAAAGAUACAGUAUAAGACAAUCAAUCUCUUGAAAAUCAGCUUGGGCAGUAUACUGAGGAAUGAAUGAAAACUCAGUUAGGUUCUUGUAUCCAGUGGUAUACUACUCAUCAAGGAAUGCAGUAGAACAAAUUCUACAUGGUUCCCAGAAAGUCUAAGAUCAGGUAAAAAGCUAAGGAUGGAUUUUUAUCUGGAGGAUCUACUAUAUGAAAUGUUAAUUCAAGGCCAGUAAUACUAAACAAAUAAACGUUGAUAUGCAGUCCCAUUAACAGAAUCGCUCCAAUGAGUUGAGACAUAUGAACUUAAAAAAACACUCUGUAAUGUGCAGAACAUUCUCUCCGAAUUACAGGGAUAUUAAACUACACUCACCUGAUGAUACCACAAAGUUUCUGGAAGAGGCAAAAAAUCAGAAGAACGAAAAUGUUUUCAUA
Messenger RNA from Trachemys scripta elegans, 2556 nucleotides. It is a transcript of the gene SLC34A2, whose product is annotated as solute carrier family 34 member 2. Gene Ontology annotation, molecular function: sodium:phosphate symporter activity. The record is from RefSeq and is a predicted model, not a curated record. The transcript is spliced from 13 exons. NCBI's taxonomy places the organism in Eukaryota, Metazoa, Chordata, Testudines, Emydidae. Gene Ontology annotation, biological process: intracellular phosphate ion homeostasis; sodium-dependent phosphate transport. Gene Ontology annotation, cellular component: brush border; vesicle; apical plasma membrane. The coding region runs from base 76 to 2106 and encodes 676 amino acids.